UUAGCAUGAAGGGAUGUCUGGAUGGAUGGAUGGAGGUCUGCACUUCAGAAAGUUCUAAAUGACCGCAAGGUGGCGACAGAACACAAGUUGUAUGGGUGUAGGACGUGGGCCCACCCCAAAAGGUGAGAGGAUGCUCAAGUAGAGUGCUGAACAGUUGGCAGUCAUUCAGACAGCAGUCCCUCUCCCGCAGGUCUGCCAAACACCUAACAGGACUUUCCUCUUUGAUUUCUUCUCUUUUCUGGGAGACUUCGAACUUUAGACCAGAUGGCCAAUUCUGGGCUUCAGCUUCUCGGAUAUAUUUUGGCUUUUUUAGGAUUUGUAGGUUUAAUAACCUCCACGACCAUGACGGAAUGGAAGAUGUCGUCUUAUGCCGGGGACAACAUCAUCACAGCACAGGCUGUGUACGAAGGACUGUGGCAGUCAUGUGUGUACCAGAGUACUGGUCAAUUACAGUGUAAAGUCUACGACUCAUUGCUACAACUGCCAAUGGAGAUACAGGCUGCCCGAGGCUUCAUGUUGUCAGGGAUCCUUCUGUGUGCCAUCGCCAUCCUGGUGGCUGCUGUGGGCAUGCAGUGCACUACGUGCCUGGCUGACAGCCCGGAGCUCAAAAACAAAGUGGCUCUGGGCGGAGGGGUGAUCUUCAUCAUCGCAGGUGUCUUAGCCUUUGUUGCCACUAUCUGGUACGGCGACAACAUCAGACGACAGUUCUUCAAUCCUUUUACCCCGACUAAUGGAAGGUAUGAGUUCGGCAAGGCCCUGUAUAUCGGCUGGGGAGCGUCCGCGCUGGCCGUUAUCGGGGGCAGUCUGCUGUGCUGUAACUGUGGAAGUAAAAGUUCUGGAGGUGGAGCAGCGCCACGUUACCCACCUGCCCGUACCAGCCAGCCCAACCCCUCUGCCAACUACGUCUAACACUCACUGACCAGUCCAGUGAAGAAACGGGUAUCAUCAGGAACAGCACUGCAGGGAAAAUGAGCUUAGCGGGACCUGGUUUCUCACCACUGUUGUCUAUUUUAACCCCUCAAACUCUGAGGGUCAGUAUGUCUGUCCACACUUCAACUGGUCAGUCUCACUACAUCUCAUCACGAGUCAAUAGUCAGGAACCACCUAAAUGUCUGUCAGAGGCUGUUAAUGUUGCUUAAUUGUGUUGGUCCAGUGGGUGUGUCUAGGACGCAGUUUACUCUCAGGGUCAUUUCUGGACAUCUGUUGGCCUUAAGCAACAUCACCACCCCAGUCAUAUCAUUCUGUAUUCAAGAACGAAAAGCAAAUUAAUAUUCCAUACAUUUUGAUCUCAAAAAG
This is a messenger RNA of Colossoma macropomum (tambaqui), 1296 nucleotides long. It is a transcript of the gene cldn1, whose product is annotated as claudin 1. Gene Ontology annotation, molecular function: structural molecule activity. Gene Ontology annotation, cellular component: bicellular tight junction; plasma membrane. Gene Ontology annotation, biological process: cell adhesion; bicellular tight junction assembly. NCBI's taxonomy places the organism in Eukaryota, Metazoa, Chordata, Actinopteri, Characiformes, Serrasalmidae. The transcript has 5 exons. The record is from RefSeq and is a predicted model, not a curated record. The coding region runs from base 265 to 909 and encodes 214 amino acids.